CUCGGCAGCCCGAGGUUCCAAGUCAGAAGCCUUCUCGCCAGCUCGGCGGCGGCCGGAGCAGCGGCGGGCUGCCGGCUGGACGGGAUCAGGGAGGGCCGCUUCGGGCGGGCUGCUCGUCCCGGGAACCUGGCACGCCGACGGGAGAGCGGGAUCGGGUGCAGAGCCCGCACGCCGCCCUGCCCCGGUUUCGUUCCGCGGCGUGGGGCUCGGCGCGUGGAAAGAAUUCCGGCGGCUGCCACGACUCGCGUGCAAGGUGAAGGCAGAGAGAACGGUGCCCUAGGACAGACUUGGCCAUUUGAUUCUGUUUAGAAGAUAGCCACUGACACGGAAGACUGGAAGAAAGACUGAUGAAGAAAAGUAACAGUAUGAUUGAGGUAAUGGAGACCUACUGGAACACGUGGAGAAGCUAGUGUCUUGCAGGAAGCCAAGAUGAGAAGAGUCUUUUUAAAAUAAUCCAAGGAAGAAUCCUGUUCAGAAAUGAGGCGAACUAAUGUUUGGACACCAUUGCAUGAAGUGUUUUAAAACUGCCCUGACCAUCUUGCCAAAUGAGUCUCUGCUCAUGAGACCCAACAAGAUGAACCAGCCAAGGAGGGAUAGUGUCCUGCCCUGUAUGAACAGUGACUGCUGACGUCUGAGAGCAAGCUGGGGGUACCGAAUGUCGUCUGCCAGUACCAUGAAGGAAGUGGUUUAUUGGUCACCCAAGAAGGUGGCAGACUGGCUGCUGGAGAAUGCUAUGCCAGAAUAUUGUGAACCUCUGGAGCACUUCUCAGGCCAGGACUUAAUCAAUCUAACCCAAGAGGAUUUCAAAAAACCCCCACUGUGCCGAGUCUCCUCUGACAAUGGGCAGCGACUCUUAGACAUGAUAGAGACCCUGAAGAUGGAGCACCAUAUGGAAGCACACAAGAAUGGCCACGCCAACGGACACCUCAGCAUUGGCGUUGACAUUCCCAACCCCGAUGGCAGCUUCAGCAUCAAGACUAAACCCAACGGAAUGCCAAAUGGGUUUAGGAAAGAGAUGAUCAAGAUCCCCAUGCCAGAACCGGAGCGCUCCCAGUUCCCCAUGGAGUGGGGCAAGACUUUUCUGGCCUUUCUUUAUGCACUUUCCUGUUUUGUUCUCACUACAGUGAUGAUCUCGGUCGUCCAUGAACGAGUACCUCCUAAGGAGGUGCAGCCUCCACUACCGGACACGUUUUUUGACCAUUUUAACCGGGUGCAGUGGGCGUUUUCUAUUUGCGAAAUUAACGGCAUGAUCCUUGUAGGACUCUGGUUAUUUCAGUGGCUGCUCUUAAAAUACAAGUCUAUUAUUAGCAGAAGAUUUUUCUGCAUAGUUGGCACGCUGUACCUGUAUCGGUGUAUUACAAUGUAUGUAACUACACUCCCAGUACCUGGCAUGCAUUUCAACUGUUCUCCGAAGCUCUUUGGAGACUGGGAAGCUCAAGUGCGGAGAAUAAUGAAGCUCAUUGCCGGAGGUGGCUUAUCCAUCACAGGCUCGCACAACAUGUGUGGCGACUAUCUGUACAGUGGCCACACGGUCAUGCUAACGCUCACCUACCUAUUUAUCAAAGAGUAUUCUCCUCGGCGGCUCUGGUGGUACCACUGGAUUUGCUGGCUCCUCAGCGUCGUUGGAAUCUUCUGUAUUCUCUUAGCGCAUGACCACUACACUGUGGACGUGGUGGUGGCCUACUACAUCACCACAAGACUCUUCUGGUGGUAUCACACAAUGGCCAAUCAGCAAGUGCUUAAGGAAGCCUCCCCGAUGAACCUCCUGGCCAGGGUGUGGUGGUACAGGCCAUUUCAGUACUUUGAAAAGAAUGUCCAAGGAAUUGUACCUCGAUCUUACCAUUGGCCCUUCCCCUGGCCAGUAGUCCACCUUAGUAGGCAAGUUAAAUAUAGCCGGCUGGUAAACGACACCUAAGAGCUCUGCCGACUAGGGAAUGAAGAACGGUCCGAAGUGCUAAGAACUCCAUGAGAGAAGAUGCCAUAAAGUAACCACCUCCCCUGCUAUCUCUCAACAGUUACCUUGACUUAACCUAUUGAGUUACCUGCUCAGCACUGUGAUCUUUUUUUUUCUCUCCAAAGGACCCGCGUUGGACAACAAUAAAGAAAAGUUACCACAUCAUGCACUGUAGACAUUUCCUGUUGUUAAGCUUGGGGCUUCUAUAACGGGCAGCCACCGUGUCCCUUUGUCAUUCAGCCGCACCACCGUGUGCUUCUGUAUCCUAAGCUCGGGCCUUUCCAGCCAUAUCUGGAAAUAGAGUGUGUUAUUUUCUUGGGAAAACAUACUUUUCAUAUCUCUUGCCCCAAAGACAGGGCUGUAAGCCAUUUUCUAGUAAAUGUCUCUAUGAAGGGUCCUGAGUGUCUCUGCCUAUUGCACUGAUGUUCGGAUGAAGACGAUAGGUGCAGAGGUUUGGUCACUGGGGGUUUUAUACAGUCAGCAGAGAUGGUGUAUCAAAAAGUGCAAAAAAAUUCUGUUAUAAAGUGAUUUUUCUAAGUAUUUCCUAACUUUAUUUUUCAAAAUGAUGUUAUGAAAACCAAAUUUAAAGAUUUUUACAUGUCACAGAAAAGAGAGUUAACAUUUAAAAGUGCUUCUUGGGAGAGAAAUUUGUCUAUGUUUCUAGUGCCUUUCUUGUCUUGAUUGUAUGGUCGGUUGGUAGGCAAUCUUAAAUGUUUUUAUUUAUUCCAUGAAAAUAUAAAUGGAUGUAUACACUACUAAAUUUUGCAUUUAUAGCUAAAUGAAAUCAGAAGACUGCUAGUGGUUUUAAAAUUGUUUUGAACUGAAGAAUAGAGGGUGUGAAUUAGAGUAUGCAUCCAUCCACAUAUUGUGAGGAGGCCGCCCUGACAGGUGUCGCUCAGACUAUACCAUCUGUUUGGGAGUUUGGUUUUAACUGCUCCAUAAAAAACAGCCAUGAAUAUCUUUUUAAAAAGAGAGUUUCGAAAAUGAUCACUUACCUAAAACUUGAAAGCUAUAAAUUAGUUAUCCAUACUCUCAUGACAGUUUUGUUGGUGAACAACAACCACAAAAAAAGAUCUAUUUCUUUAAAAUAUAUUUGUGCAGAAACUGCAUGUAACUCUGAGUUUUACUCCUGACAUACAAAUGUUUGGGGAAGUAUUCUACUCUAUACUUGCCAACGUGGAGAACAAAAUAGUUUUCUAAGAGCGAAGAAGUAUAUAUAUAUAAAUAUAAAUAUAAUAUCCAUUCUGUAUUUUAUGUGCAGCAGGAUUACCUUCUGUAGGUUUUUUGUGUGUGCACGUGCACAAGUGUGCGCGUGCAUGUAUGAGUGUGUGUGUGUGUGUGUGUGUGUGUGUGUGUACUCACAAGGUGAUAUUUGUAUUGUAAAACAAUAAUGGUGAAGGAAAUAAAAAGGCUUUUAAAUUUUUGUUUGUUUUAAAUCUUUGUAAAGUUAUUAUUCCAGAGAGUAUACUGAUAUCUUACAACUUACCUAAAUCGUAAAUUAAUCAAAAUGCACUUUUUAAUAAAAACUUAUACUGAAA
Molecule: messenger RNA, 3492 nt
Organism: Mus pahari (shrew mouse)
Lineage: Eukaryota; Metazoa; Chordata; Mammalia; Rodentia; Muridae
Gene: Sgms1
Product: sphingomyelin synthase 1
Exons: 9
Coding region: 656-1915 (419 amino acids)
Biological process (GO): ceramide biosynthetic process; sphingomyelin biosynthetic process
Cellular component (GO): endoplasmic reticulum membrane; Golgi membrane
Molecular function (GO): ceramide cholinephosphotransferase activity; sphingomyelin synthase activity; protein binding
Source: RefSeq, a predicted model, not a curated record